CAGGCCUCGGCGUUGCCAAACAGCACGCCCGAGCGCCCAACCAGUCCAGCACGCGUAGCCCGCGUGCCAGUCGUCUACCCACGGUGCCAGCAGCGCCCGAUAGUGCAUGUGCGCGCCAGUACCGUUGCCGGCGUGCACGGUAGUGGCCAGUCAAGCCCAGCAAGCGUCCAGUUGUCACUGGUCGUGCAAAGCAGCACGCCAGCGACCGUCCCAGCGCACGCACG
Molecule: messenger RNA, 224 nt
Organism: Striga hermonthica
Lineage: Eukaryota; Viridiplantae; Streptophyta; Magnoliopsida; Lamiales; Orobanchaceae
Source: the annotation of a GenBank genome assembly